ACGCCUUGCUCCGCCCGUGUCGUGGCGUUGCCUUGCUCUUCCGCUUGCUAUAUAAUCCCCAAUUUCCUCUCGCUCUUUCUGCUCCCCCGCACCAUAUAAAGCCUCCCGAUUUCGAACGCUCUCCCCCUUCCUCCUCCAGUCCUUCUCCCCUCUCCCCGAUCCAUUCAAACCCACCGCGCUGCGCUCCACCACCUCCCUCCCGGAUCCUAGAUCCGCCGCCGUCCGGUCCAGUCCAGUCCAGGGUGAUCCAGCCGACCCGCAGCGCAGGCAAGGCGAUGGCCACCUUCGAGCUGUAUAGGCGGUCCACCAUCGGCAUGUGCCUCACCGAGACGCUCGACGAGAUGGUCUCCAGCGGUACCCUCAGCCCUGAGCUCGCCAUCCAGGUGCUCGUCCAGUUUGACAAGUCCAUGACUGAGGCGUUGGAAAACCAAGUGAAGAGCAAGGUUACUGUCAAGGGCCAUCUGCACACCUACAGGUUCUGCGACAAUGUCUGGACAUUCAUCUUGACGGAUGCACAAUUCAAGAAUGAGGAAACUACAGAACAAGUUGGCAAGGUGAAGAUUGUGGCCUGCGAUUCCAAACUACUCACCCAAUAACUUGCUUACUGUGAGCUCAUGGUGGGGUUUGUUCCUCGCCUCCGCUAGACCUGUCUCCGCCUGAAGAACCGCACAACCACAUUGCCAUUUCCAUAAUCAGUGGGUAUCUAUAGAAUCUCCUGUGCUACCAGAGUAUCGCAGACACAAACUCUUUUUGAUUCGUACCAUGGCUCUCGUGUAAUGGUUUCUGGAACUUGAUGUGUUGAUAAUGUGAUAUAAAUGAUGACUAAAUGAAGAGUAGCAGAAUAUGCGGAAUCGCCUCCUGAACCGUUCUGGUCCUGUAUGACUUAUUGUUCAAAACUCAUGCCUGUAUCUGUAUGUGAUAUGAACCAGUUCCAAAUUUUCAUUGAAAUUGAACUAGCAGCAGCAUUUA
Molecule: messenger RNA, 969 nt
Organism: Brachypodium distachyon (stiff brome)
Lineage: Eukaryota; Viridiplantae; Streptophyta; Magnoliopsida; Poales; Poaceae
Product: transcription initiation factor IIA subunit 2
Exons: 4
Coding region: 276-596 (106 amino acids)
Biological process (GO): transcription initiation at RNA polymerase II promoter; RNA polymerase II preinitiation complex assembly
Cellular component (GO): transcription factor TFIIA complex
Molecular function (GO): TBP-class protein binding; RNA polymerase II general transcription initiation factor activity
Source: RefSeq, a predicted model, not a curated record